AUGGAAGAAUCUAUAAAUAUGGAUAAACAAAUAAUAAAAGAAGAUAUACAUCAAAUUGACAAGAAUUCAAAGAAAAAAGAGUAUUAUGAAUUAGGGAAAAAAGAGUAUUAUGAAUUAGGAGAAAAAGUGUUGGAUUCGGAUGAUAUUAAAUUUAUUAAACCUAAGCUCUUGGAUCGAGAUAUAGCCGUACCAGAAAGUAACAUUGUUAAAAUUAUAGAACUUUUACAAUUCAAUGAAAGUCCUGAAGAAUAUGCAUUAAUGUGUGAUAAGGAUUCUGUGUACUUUUAA
Parnassius apollo (apollo) is the source of this 288-nucleotide messenger RNA. Lineage: Eukaryota; Metazoa; Arthropoda; Insecta; Lepidoptera; Papilionidae. The record is from the annotation of a GenBank genome assembly.